This is a messenger RNA of Trichosporon asahii var. asahii CBS 2479, 855 nucleotides long. RefSeq lists its product as uncharacterized. Bases 1 to 855 code for a protein of 284 amino acids. Gene Ontology annotation, cellular component: peroxisome. NCBI's taxonomy places the organism in Eukaryota, Fungi, Basidiomycota, Tremellomycetes, Trichosporonales, Trichosporonaceae. The transcript has 2 exons. Gene Ontology annotation, biological process: fatty acid beta-oxidation. The record is from RefSeq and is a predicted model, not a curated record. Gene Ontology annotation, molecular function: delta(3)-delta(2)-enoyl-CoA isomerase activity; enoyl-CoA hydratase activity.
AUGACAACCGAACAACGAUACUGGAAGCUUGACAAGUUUGGUCCCACGAACUGGGUGCUGACUCUGUCCAACCCACCCGACAACCGCCUGCCGCCCAACGUCAUCGUUGAUCUGCUUCAACGGCUGGACGAAGUAGAAGCCGCCUGGCGCAGUGCAUGGGACAAGGCCCCCGACGACAAGAAGCCGGGCGGCUCCGUCGUUUUCGCCAGCGACAGCAAGAAAUUCUGGAGUAACGGCCUCGACCCCACUAAACUCACCAGCCCGGCGUUCAUGCAGCAUGCUCUUUACCCACUUCAAUCCCGUGUCAUGACCUUCCCGCUUAUUACCAUCGCGGCCAUUAACGGGCACUGCUUCGCCGGAGGCAUGCUGCUUGCGUUGUGCUGUGAUUACCGUCUCAUGACGACUGGACGAGGAUGGAUGUCGAUGAACGAGGUGAGUCACCCUGGCAAACUGUCACCAGCCCUGUCCGGAGCUGACGGCCAGCUCCUGAUCGGAGAGCCCAUUCCAUCCGACGUAAGCAACGUGCUGAAGGCGCGUAUUUCGCCCACCUACUGGACGAAAGUCAUCCUGGCGCACCGCUGGACGGCGCAGGAGGCCUUAGCAGCGGGCAUCAUCGACGAGACAGUGGACAAUGACGGGCCAAAUGCGGGCAACCUCCUGAAGCGGGCGAAGGAAAUGGCGCUCGCAAAAGGCCCGGUCAUCCACACUGGCGUCUGGGGUGCAAUCAAGGCCGGCACCAGUGUCCCCGUUACAGACAAGCCAAUCCGCCAGCGCAUCGCGUAUCGCCCCGAGGAGGAGAGGAUCAUGUUCAAGAAGAAGCUGGCGACGGCCAAGUUCCGCGCCUCCAAGUUGUAA